Messenger RNA from Pelobates fuscus (common spadefoot toad), 1120 nucleotides. It is a transcript of the gene SFXN2, whose product is annotated as sideroflexin 2. Bases 104 to 1072 code for a protein of 322 amino acids. Gene Ontology annotation, molecular function: monoatomic ion transmembrane transporter activity. NCBI's taxonomy places the organism in Eukaryota, Metazoa, Chordata, Amphibia, Anura, Pelobatidae. Gene Ontology annotation, biological process: serine import into mitochondrion; monoatomic ion transport. Gene Ontology annotation, cellular component: mitochondrial inner membrane. The transcript has 13 exons. The record is from RefSeq and is a predicted model, not a curated record.
GCAGUGCUGAUAGGAGUCAGACAGUGGCUGCAGCUGUGCAUUGUUUCUUGGGGCCUUUGAAGGAGUCCCCUUUCUCACGGUUUGUUGCCGUAAAACAGUCAUCAUGGAGGUGGAUAUAACCAAAUUUACCAUCGAUGCCCCUCGAUGGGACCAAAGUACGUUUGUUGGAAGGUUGAAACACUUCUUCAAUAUCACAGACCCCAGGACGGCCAUUGUGUCGGAAAAGGAGCUAGACAGAGCAAAAAUACUUGUGGAGGCAUGCAGAGCAGGCUCUGCACCACCAGGAACUAGCAUAGAACAGCUACAUUAUGCUAAAAAGCUGUACGACUCUGCCUUCCACCCCGAUACUGGAGACAAAAUGAACCUGAUUGGUAGGAUGUCGUUCCAGGUCCCUGGAGGAAUGGCUAUCAUAGGCUGCAUGUUACAGUUUUACAGAACCGUUCCAGCUGUGGUAUUUUGGCAAUGGGUUAACCAGUCGUUUAAUGCGUUGGUAAACUAUACCAAUCGGAAUGCAGCGUCGCCCAUUACACCAAGCCAGAUUGGGGUGGCCUAUGUGACCGCCACAAGUACAGCAUUGGCCACAGCCGUAGGAUUGAAUCUUUAUACCAAGAAAGCACCGCCUUUGAUUGCUCGCUGGGUCCCCUUUGUUGCUGUGGCUGCUGCCAACUGUGUCAACAUCCCCAUGAUGAGGCAACAGGAAAUACUUAACGGGAUUGCUGUUACUGAUGAAAAUGAAAAUAAGCUUGGAUACUCAAAGAAAGCUGCUGCUAAAGGGAUUAGCCAGGUUGUAAUAUCCAGAAUCGCUAUGGCUGCACCUAGCAUGAUUCUGCUACCAAUCUUGAUGGAAAGACUGGAAUCAUAUCCCUUUAUGAAGAAAAUACGUUUUUUUCACGCUCCUCUACAAGUGAUUCUGGCAGGUGGAUUCUUACUAUUCAUGGUUCCUGUUGCCUGCUCAUUAUUCCCACAAAGAUGUUCGAUGGCAGUGAAUUCCCUAGAGCCAGAACUUCGUGAUUCUAUCGUGAACAAGUAUGGAGACAAAGUUCGCUACGUUUAUUUUAAUAAAGGACUAUAGAAACAUUAAAACAUAUUGUUACUGACGGACAGUGUUUCAAUAAUAAGA